AUGGCGGAGACACUACAAUGCCUGGUUUUUGUUAAAAAAGGUGAUAUGGAAGAAGAAAAACUCACCGUAAGCCCGCCUGGGCGCCGCUGGAACGAACACUCCAAACAGGAUACGCGGAGGUACUCCCAUGACGACGACUGCAUCUAUGUGAAUCUCAAAGCCAGGCAUCACGAGCCCACCAACGAAGACAGCGCAUAUAGCGCUAUGGAUGACAUCGACAUGGAAGACAUCGACACACAUGAUGACAAUGCAAAUGAUAUUGAGGCAUUUUCCCAACUAGCCACGAUGGAGAUGCCGGGUCGCACCUAUUUUGGUGGCGAAAACAACAACGGCAACGGCAACGGCAACGACGAGAACACGGAUAGCGACGACAACGCGGAUAGCGACGACAACACGGAUAGCGACGAGGAGACCGAUGGUGACGAGGAGAAUGAUGGCGACGAGGGGAACGAUGGCGAGGAAUAUAUCGGCAACCUGAUGAGAACUAUCUACAGUCAUUUCCACGAAUUUUCCCCAGGGCUUCUCAACUGGAUGAAACGGGCAGAGUACAAGGUGCCAGAGCAAGACAGAUUACCUGCUCUCGAUGGAAGACCGGUGCAGCCCGACAUUAACAAACCGAAAGACUUCCACUUCCGAUGUCCAUUGUAUUGGCUAGACCAAGCAAGAUACGUCACUUGUCUCGCACACCCUCUUCGUUCAAUCCAGGACGUCAUGGAUCAUAUCGAGUUGCAUCACUCUGAGCCGCCUUACUGCCCAAUCUGCUACGAAGUAUUCAAUAACACUGGGAGUAGAGACAGCCAUGUUAAGGAGAGAUUUUGCUCUAAGCUUGACGGAGAGGUGCAUGGCUACAAUAAAAGACAACUGACAAGGAUGGCGAAACGCGAUAACAUACGCUUGCCUGAGGCUACGCGGUGGAAGCAGAUUCUUGAAAUUGGAGUCAAACACGAGCAAGGAACGCUCGCUGACGAAAUGGCCUACUUGACUGAUGGAUCGGGCCUAAAGAUUACAAAACUCCGAGACUAUAUUUUUGUCUUUUUAGACGAAAAUUCCGCUGGCGGGAAUGACAUAGAGGCCUAUGUUGAUGUCAUCUGGAAUCAAUUGAACAUAACCGGUUGGCUUACGGAGUUCAUCCAACAUGACCAAAGCCAUCUCGAUAGAGUGGAGAGCGAUGCAAUGGCCAUCUCAACAUCCUUGGAGGUCUGGCUCAAACGAAACUUCGUUUUACGGCCAGAGACGGUUAGCGGCAAUGGGAACGUCGGCGUGGGGAACAAGACCUCGUACGAGUUCGACGUUGAGAAAAGUCGUCCUCGAUACCAAUACUUGCUGGAUAUGAUUGGGUCAGACCAGAAAUCUGCAUUCGUUGCAUCGCUGAAGAAUUGGAUCUUGACGACCCAGAUCCCAUACAGGAUCGCAUGUCCCUUCUACGUUCACAACCCCGAUGCAAACUCCGACUUUUCAAAGACUUAUCUGCCCACAUCAAGCGAUUUCACUCAACCUGCACGAACUGCUGCAUAUCUUACCAAUGUCAAGUAUACGAUGACCCUAAUCGGCAUUCCCCCCGAUGCCAGCUCGCCCAACCAUUGGGAAGCAAUAGAAUGGAUAGACGACUCUUAG
Clonostachys rhizophaga is the source of this 1614-nucleotide messenger RNA. The record is from the annotation of a GenBank genome assembly. Lineage: Eukaryota; Fungi; Ascomycota; Sordariomycetes; Hypocreales; Bionectriaceae.